This is a messenger RNA of Diaporthe citri, 1686 nucleotides long. RefSeq lists its product as uncharacterized. Bases 1 to 1686 code for a protein of 561 amino acids. The record is from RefSeq and is a predicted model, not a curated record. The transcript is spliced from 5 exons. Lineage: Eukaryota; Fungi; Ascomycota; Sordariomycetes; Diaporthales; Diaporthaceae.
AUGCGUUUGUUGUACAAGAGUAAGAAUGGCCUGAGCCUUGCCAUGGUCGGCUUGCUCUCGUACGGCGGUUCUGGAUCAGCUACUACCGAAGUAGUGCGUAGUAACUCGAGUGGAUCUUUGUCAACAGCCGCCCAAACCUUAUUUGACUACUCGAUGCAAGUUUCAGAUUCAAGGUUUGAUGACUAUUAUAAGUUCAUCUGGUAUCAGGAGAAGGGAGAGGUCAGCACAAGGUUCACAGCUUGGUACUGUGCUGGGUUGCUCCACAGAAAUCAGGGCGGUGACGUUGACAAUGCCAAAGCUGCCAUUGCGAAUGUCCUCUCGGCUCAAAUGACUUCGGAAUUCGAGUCGGCUUGGUAUGGGACUUACAAAGUGUCACUUGACGCGCCCGAGCCAACGGAGAACUCUACUUACUGGCCACCUAAGAUAUAUACAACAUAUGACCCGAAUUGGAGGGAAUUUGUUGGGACACAACUCAUCCAGGUCGUUGAGCUCUCCUCAGACCUCCUCGGCAAUGAUCUUGUCUCCCAGAUCGAGGAGUCUCUGGAGAAGGCUGCGGUGGGUGCAAUGCGGCGGAACGGCACGUACCCUUCAGAUGACAAUCUGAUCCUGGGGUACUCAAACCCUGCACUCAUGCGCGCUCUGGUUGUGGGCUGGAUCGGAGCCCGCCGCAACAACUCAGCACUCAUCGACUACGCCAACGAGCAAGGAGACCAGCUCCUCGAGCUGUUCAAGGCAGACGGUUACAACACCCUGGGCGAGUACAACUCACCAACAUACUACGGCAUGGACACCUGGGCCCUCGUAGCAAAUAUCGCCUACGGGCCAAAAGACGCGACCAUGACCACGAACUCGGAGUACAUCCUCACCGAGCUAUGGAAGGACAUCGCAGACCACUACAACCCCCUGUUGCGGAACAUGGUGGGGCCUUACGACCGCGCGUAUACUCGGGACAUGACUGGCCACUCCUCUGUCCUGUCGCUGUGGUGGUGGGGCAUGUUCGGCCGCGAGUACGGAGGCCAGCCGCCGCUCGGCGAGCCCGACCUGCUCUUCGAUGUGGCCCAGGGCGCCGCUGUCGCACUUGUCACCGACACCGCGCUCAAGUACAUCCCCGAAGACGAGGCAUUGAAAGCCAGAGGACAAUGGUCGGGCGAGAGAUUCCUCAACAAAAUUGUCCGUGAGUCCCUUGACACGGACGUUGUUCGAGUGGCUACCUCGUGGCUUUCUGCGGAUGUGAUGAUUGGUGGUAUAGCCCAGGCAGAGACCGAAGACCGUGGAAAUCAGUUCGUCCCCGCCAUUGUGCACUGGGCAUCGGACCCGGAGAAAACGCCCUCUCCCUAUGUUGGCUUCUUCUCUCUGUACCCGACCGCCUCGACUGUUGAAGCCAUUGCCGGCCCCAAGACGCUGACUGUGUCAUAUCCUAAUACGACGCAGGACGGCACCGACAUCUUCACAUUUGCCGUGUCUGGCAUUCCACCUGGCUGGGUACUCAGUGGGAAAGGAAUCACAGGACUGGAGGAUCUUCCGUGUUUGAGUGUUGAUGUGUCUGCUCCGGGCUUAGAAGCGUUGCCUGUGACAGCAUCGACGAGCACACUGCAGGAUCAUUUCUAUCACAAUGUUUCGUUCGCGGUUCCAUCGGGAUUUGAAGGGAUACCGCUGGUGCACUUGGAGCUUGAGUAUACUUGCUGA